Trematosphaeria pertusa is the source of this 2045-nucleotide messenger RNA. RefSeq names its product isocitrate lyase and phosphorylmutase. The transcript is spliced from 5 exons. Gene Ontology annotation, molecular function: methylisocitrate lyase activity; isocitrate lyase activity. The coding region runs from base 87 to 1889 and encodes 600 amino acids. Gene Ontology annotation, cellular component: mitochondrial matrix. The record is from RefSeq and is a predicted model, not a curated record. Lineage: Eukaryota; Fungi; Ascomycota; Dothideomycetes; Pleosporales; Trematosphaeriaceae.
CCAAGCUUGCCAGCUAGAGGACCCCCCGAGACCAUAAAGAGUUGGCUAGCGCUGGUAUAUUCAAGUGUUACCUAACCUCAAUCGCGAUGCUGCGAACCGUAUCACGAUCCGUAGCCCGUCAGAGCCGGUCUCUGAAGAUAGCGAACCGAACUCCACAGCUCCUUCGACCCCUCUCCACGACCGUAUGUCGCAUGUCGAGCACAGUGCUUAAGCCGGUAGAACCCCCGGUGUCAUCAGCACUCCCAGGAGACUCGUUCCAGCUUCUCCCCGAAGCGUCAAAAGCUGGCCAGGCGGAAAAUGCGCUCUUCGACGAGCAGGUACGGGCCGUGGAGGAGUGGUGGGCGUCGCCGCGGUUCAGGGGUAUAAGGAGACCAUAUACUGCGCAGGAUGUCGUGAGCAAGAGAGGAGCGCUGCAGCAGACCUACCCGAGCUCGUUGAUGGCGCGGAAGCUCUUCAAUUUGUUCGAAGAGCGGGCAGCGAGGGGCGAGCCCGUGCAUACCAUGGGUGCCAUUGAUCCCGUGCAAAUGAGCCAGCAAGCCGCGAACCAGGAGGUGCUCUACGUCUCGGGGUGGGCGUGUUCCUCCGUAUUGACCACCACCAACGAAGUGUCGGCCGACUUCGGUGACUACCCGUACAACACCGUACCAAACCAGGUGCAGCGCCUUUUCAAGGCCCAGCAACUCCAUGAUCGCAAGAAUUGGGACAACAGGAGGAAGAUGACCCCGGAACAGCGUGCCAAGACUCCGUAUCUCGACUACAUGCGACCCAUCAUUGCCGAUGGAGAUACUGGGCAUGGUGGUCUCUCGGCCGUCAUUAAGCUGGCGAAGCUCUUCGCGGAGAACGGUGCUGCAGCUGUUCACUUUGAAGAUCAGCUUCAUGGCGGCAAGAAAUGCGGUCACCUUGCAGGGAAGGUGCUGGUGCCGAUGGGCGAUCACAUCAACCGCCUUGUUGCCGCGCGCUUCCAAUGGGAUAUGAUGGGAUGCGAGAACCUGGUGAUCGCCCGGACGGAUUCUGAGAGCGGAAAGCUGAUCUCAACCAAUGUCGACACGCGGGAUCACGAGUUUAUCAUGGGCGUAACAGAAGAAGGGGAGGCACUGACCGAAACUCUGCAGAGUAUGGAAGCUGCCGGCGCACCGGGGAGCGAGAUUGAUGCGUUUGAGGCGGCGUGGGUGAAGAAGCACAAGCUCGUCACUUUCGAUGAGGCCGUGCUCCAGCAUCUUCAGAAGGAAGGCGCUUCCGAGUCAUCGAUCGAUGCCUACCUGAAGGAAGUCAAAGCGGACCCCAACCUGUCCCUCCUCAAACGCCGCAAGAUCGCCGAGGGCUACACCAAGUCGCCCGUGUACUUCAACUGGGACAUUCCGCGGACUCGCGAGGGCUUCUACCAUUACAAGGCCGGGAUGGCUGCAGCCACCAAACGCGCGAAGGAGUUCGCGCCCUAUGCCGACCUUCUUUGGGUUGAGACUGCGGACCCCAACGUAGAGAAAGCGGGCAAGUUCGCUGGCGAGAUAAGAGAGCAGUAUCCCGGAAAGAAGUUUGUGUAUAACCUCUCGCCAAGCUUCAACUGGAUGGGGCAAGGUUUCUCUGAGGAGUCCUUGAAGAACUUUGUUUGGGAUCUUGCGAAGCACGGUUUCGUCCUGCAGCUGAUCUCGCUCGCCGGCCUACACUCGACGGCAACAAUAACCUGCGAGCUUUCGCGCGCUUUCAAAGACCAGGGCAUGCUCGCCUACGUCAACCUCGUCCAAGCUCGCGAGAAGGAGCUCGGCUGCGAUGUCUUGACGCACCAGAAGUGGAGCGGAGCCGGCUACAUUGACGGUAUUAUGGGUGCUAUCCAGAGUGGGAGCAGUGGCAGCAAGAGUAUGGGCGAAGGCAAUACGGAAAUGGGCUUCUAGAUGUACUUUGUACCAAUAGAAAGUAUUUAUUCGUUUAAGCUUUGCGCGUACCAUAAUGUGAGGCUUCAGGCCGGUUCCGCUCGCCAGCAAAAGUUCCCUUCGAUACCGUUCCGGGGUUCCAAAAAUCCGACUUUUUGAAGACUGGUACUCAAAAGA